CCAUGAGUGUUGAAGAGCUUAAAGCUAUAGGGAAUUCUGCCUUUUCUGCUAAGGAUUACGCCAAAGCCGUUGAUUAUUUUUCCAAGGCUAUUGAACUUGCCCCGGACAAUCAUAUUUUAUAUAGCAAUCGAUCGGCUUGUUACGCUUCUUUAGGUAGUUAUGAUCUUGCUUUGACAGAUGCCAAUAAAACAAUUGAAUUAAAGAAGGAUUGGUCAAAGGGAUAUUCUAGAAAAGGUGCUGCUUUAGCUUAUCUUAAUAAAUACGAUGAAGCUGUUGAAGCCUACAACGAAGGACUUAAGUAUGACCCUCAAAGCGAGCUAUUAAAAAAAGGCCUUGAAGAUGUUCGACGUCAGAUAAGUGAUUCUAAUCCUUUUACUCAACUUGGCAAUCUUCUUAAUAAACCUGAAGUCUGGUUAAAAAUUUCCACUGCGCCUUCUCUAGCAAAAUACAAAAGUGAUCCGAGCUUUAUUAAUAAAGUUCGUAUGAUUCAGUCGGAUCCCAAGCUUUUGAGUUCAUAUCUUUCUGAUCCCGGAAUUAUGGCUCUUUUGUCGGAAUUAAUGGGCUUCCAUAUGCCCACCGCUGAGGACGAAAAAGAAAAUUAUGAAAAGGAAAGCAAUAAAGACAAUGAAAAAAAGGAGCCUGAAAAGUCUGAACCUGAAAUUGUUGAGGAUGAAAGUGAAGAAACACGUGCUAGAAAAAAUGCUCUUGAAGAAAAAGAAAAGGGUAAUAAAGCCUAUAAAAAGCGAGACUUUGAGGCGGCUAUUUCUCACUACCAGAAAGCUACUGAACUGGACCCCAAUAAUUGCAUCUAUUAUUCCAACUUGGCAGCUGUUUACUUUGAGAUGAAAGAAUACGCAAAAUGCAGGGAAAUUUGCGAAAAGGCUAUUGAAGUUGGACAGGACAAUUACGCCGACUUUUCAGUGAUUGCAAAAUUGUAUUUGCGAAUGGGAAACGCAUAUCUUAAAGAAGACAACUUAGAAGAAGCCGUUAGAAUGUUCAACAAAUCGCUUCUCGAAAACCGCACUAAGGAGGCACUUACGAAACUCAGAGAGACAGAAAAUUUGUUGAAGGAGCGAAAGGAAAAAGAGUAUAUCGACCCAAAUAUUUCAUUGGAGGAGAAAGCCAAAGGAAACGAAUUUUAUGCCAAUGGCAAACAUCCGGAAGCUGUCAAAUGCUACACUGAAGCCAUUCGCAGGAAUCCCAAGGACCACGUGCUGUACUCUAAUAGGGCGGCCGCUUUAAUGGCUCUUGGCGAGUUUCCCUCUGCGUUAAGGGAUUGUGCAAAAUGUCUUGAGCUGAAGCCCGACUUUGUGAAGGCAUUGAUUCGUCAGGGCCGCUGUUAUUUUACCAUGAAGGAGUACACGCUCUCCUUUGAGGCAUACGAAAAGGCGCUGAAAGUGGAUAAGAACAAUGAGGACGCCAUUUACGGCUGCCAACGGGCUCUCAUGAUGAUGCAAGCGCAGCAACAGCAACAGCAGCAGCAGGCCGAAGGCAAAUAGCAGCCUGACUUUUUGUAC
This is a messenger RNA of Zophobas morio, 1517 nucleotides long. RefSeq names its product stress-induced-phosphoprotein 1-like. The record is from RefSeq and is a predicted model, not a curated record. Bases 3 to 1499 code for a protein of 498 amino acids. NCBI's taxonomy places the organism in Eukaryota, Metazoa, Arthropoda, Insecta, Coleoptera, Tenebrionidae. Gene Ontology annotation, molecular function: Hsp90 protein binding. The transcript is spliced from 16 exons.